AAUAUGAUCCCAUAAUCUAACAAAAUAUUUCACAUUUUUCAAAGAUUUUAGUUUUACAUGAAGAAAUUAAUAUAAAAGUCAGAGGAGAAAAGAAGAAAGUAAAUAAAAGAAUCUUCCAUGUUUUCCCUAAACCUUCCCAUAAUAACACACAAAGUCAAAGACAAAAGGAUAUAAAACACUCCAACCUGCAAACCAAAACGUCUCAACUUCUUUCCUCCAAAAUUAAUUACUAUCUACUCUAUCUUCUAAUAUGGCAACGCCUAGGUUCCUCUACCUCUUCACGGCCGUACUAAUUCUAACACUCAUCAUCGACUCAGCAACUUCCAUAGAGCAGUGCCCCAACUGCGGUAACAAAACGGUGCCGUAUCCACUCAGCACAACCUCAACAUGUGGGGACCAGUCCUACAAGAUCCGCUGCCAAACAGGCACACUCAUCUUCGACACACUCAACAACUCCUACCCAAUCACCUCCAUCUCCGCCUCAGCCCAACGCCUCGUCAUCGCGCCCUCACAGUUGUUACCCUCCACCUGCGUCACAUCUGAUAUUUCCCGCCAGGGUAUCCAACUCAACUCGUCUCUCCCAUUCAACGUGACCAGCAGUAACACCAUCAUGUACCUCAACUGCUCCGACUCACUCCUCCGUUCCCCUCUCAAUUGCUCUUCCUCCAGUCUCUGCAACACUUUCCUCAACUCAUCCGACGGCGGAGGCUUUGCCACGUGUAGGGACAGGUCUCUCAUGUGUUGUACGUUCAGAGCCGGGGGUUCGUCGAACUCGUACAUGAUCCGAGUCCGCGAGUCUGGGUGCAGCGCCUACACGAGCUUCGUGAACUUAAACCCGACCUUGCCUGUGGGUCGGUGGCCCGACCCGGGAUUGGAGAUCCAGUGGGUUUCGCCGAGGGAACCCGUGUGUGGGGGCCAGUCCGAUUGUGCGGUGGAUGGAGGGAAGUCUACUUGUGGGCCCGAUGCCACGUCAGAUGGUGGUGUCAAUCGAUGCUUUUGUAACACGGGGCUCGUAUGGGAUCCUAUUCAAGGGUUGUGUACUAAAAAUGUUACGUGUCAAGAUCUUGACGGUUGCAGAAAUUCAAAGCGGACUGCACUGAUAGCCGGUUUGACUUCCGGUAUUGGAGGAGCUCUGAUUGUAGCCACCAUCGUUGCCAUCCUCUACAAACGUCAUAGACGCAUCAAAGAAGCUCAAGACCGCCUAACCAAAGAGCGAGAAGACAUACUGAAUGCCAGCGGUGCCGGAGGAAGAGCCGCCAAAGUCUUCACAGGCAGAGAGAUUAAAAGAGCAACCAACAACUUCUCCAAAGACCGCCUCCUUGGCUCCGGAGGCUACGGUGACGUCUAUAAAGGUUUCCUCUUGGACGGAACCACCGUAGCCAUCAAAUGCGCUAAGCUCGGAAACACCAAAGGUACAGACCAAAUCCUCAAUGAAGUUCGGAUCCUCUGCCAGGUCAACCACCGCAACCUUGUUCGUCUUCUGGGCUGCUGCGUCGAGCUCGAGCAACCCAUCAUGGUUUACGAGUACAUAGAGAAUGGCACUCUUCUUGACCACCUCCGAGAAAAACGAGAAAAUUUAACAUGGACAAACCGUCUGCGUGUAGCUCAUGACACUGCAGAAGGUCUAUCCUACCUUCACUUCUCGGCGGUACCACCCAUAUACCACCGAGAUGUGAAGUCAAGUAACAUUUUAUUAGACUACAAGAUGAGCGCCAAGGUUUCGGAUUUCGGGCUGUCUCGACUGGCUCAUACAGAUAUGAGCCAUGUUUCGACUUGUGCUCAAGGCACGCUGGGUUACCUUGACCCAGAAUACUAUAGAAACUAUCAGUUGACAGACAAGAGUGAUGUUUAUAGUUUUGGUGUUGUUUUGUUAGAGCUUUUGACUUCUCAGAAGGCUAUAGAUUUCACGAGAGAAUCGGAUGAUGUGAACUUAGCUGUUUAUGUUCAGAGAAUGGUAGGGGAAGAGAGGUUGAUGGAUGUGGUUGAUCCGAUUCUCAAAGAAGGGACUACUGAUUUAGAGAGAGAUACUAUGAAGGCAUUGGGGUUUCUGGCCGUGGGAUGUUUAGAGGAACGCAGACAAAACAGACCUUCCAUGAAGGAAGUUGCGGAGGAGAUUGAUUAUAUUAUGAGUAUUGCUACCGCCAAAGUUGUAGAUGUAUAACUAAUUAAUUAAAUAUUAUAUAUAUAUCUAUUCUAUAUAAAGUCUGCCUAUAUAACCGAAUUCUUGGUUUUUGAGAAAUUCAUGAGUGACUUUUUAUUUAUAUUAAAAAUAAAAUGAUUUAUUAUUAAAAAUAAAAUAGUUUAUGAGAAA
Cannabis sativa is the source of this 2311-nucleotide messenger RNA. RefSeq names its product wall-associated receptor kinase-like 20. The transcript has 3 exons. Gene Ontology annotation, cellular component: plasma membrane. The coding region runs from base 251 to 2161 and encodes 636 amino acids. Gene Ontology annotation, biological process: cell surface receptor signaling pathway; protein phosphorylation. NCBI's taxonomy places the organism in Eukaryota, Viridiplantae, Streptophyta, Magnoliopsida, Rosales, Cannabaceae. The record is from RefSeq and is a predicted model, not a curated record. Gene Ontology annotation, molecular function: ATP binding; protein serine/threonine kinase activity; polysaccharide binding.